Pestalotiopsis fici W106-1 is the source of this 1722-nucleotide messenger RNA. RefSeq lists its product as uncharacterized. The transcript is spliced from 2 exons. NCBI's taxonomy places the organism in Eukaryota, Fungi, Ascomycota, Sordariomycetes, Amphisphaeriales, Sporocadaceae. The record is from RefSeq and is a predicted model, not a curated record. Gene Ontology annotation, molecular function: transmembrane transporter activity. Gene Ontology annotation, biological process: transmembrane transport. The coding region runs from base 1 to 1722 and encodes 573 amino acids.
AUGACGGGUCACGCAGAGGCCGGGGCUCUCCCAGAAGAUGCAGUGCAUUCUUCGAAAGAACUGAAUGUGUCAACAAAUCCAAACACGAUCACGUCUUCAGAUCAUCGGGACUCGCCACACCGCCUAAUCGAGGACCGCGUGUCCUCUGACUCUUCUCAAGAUGGCGAUAACGAUGAUGAAGAGCAACAGCACCAACAGCAAGACCUGGAGACUCUAUCCCGUGUGUCCAGUGGUCCGCCAUAUACCGUUUUCUCGAGAAAGAUGAUCUGGUGGAUCAUUGUGAUGAACUGCUUCGCUGCCUUCAUAUCACCCAUCACUGCCAAUAUCUACUUCCCAGCACUGCCCGCUAUCGCUCAGGAUCUAGAUGUGUCAAUCUCUGAUGUCAAUUUGUCGCUGACGACUUACAUGAUCUUUCAGGGGCUUUCACCGACCCUCGUAGGAGACUUUGGAGAUGCUGCAGGCAGGCGACCGGCCUUCAUCCUGGCCUUCAUUGUAUACUUGGGCGCCAACAUUGGGCUAGCAUUGCAACGCAACUAUGCGGCUUUGCUUGUCUUGAGAUGUCUACAGAGCGCAGGAAGUAGCGGGACUAUUGCCCUUGUCUUUGGUGUCGUUGCCGAUAUUGCCACCAGCGCAGAGCGUGGAAAGUUCAUGGGCAUCGUUGGCGCUGGCCUCACAAUUGGGCCCUCUCUCGGCCCGACAAUUGGUGGGCUUCUCACCGAAUUUCUCGGGUGGCCUUCAGUCUUUUGGUUUUGCACGAUAGUAACUGUCGUCUUCAUGAUUCCGUACGUGUUAACGGUCCCAGAGACAGGUCGAAAAGUUGUUGGCAACGGAUCAGUCAAGCCGCAGUCAUGGAACAUGACGUUACUCGACUACAUGCGAUUUCGCCGUCAGCCGCAAGAUCCGACAACUGUGCGCCAAAAGCAGAAGAUCCCCAUUCCCAACCCAUUAAACACUCUGAGGGUUCUGGCUAACAAAGACAUGGCCAUGUUGCUAUUUUACAAUGCGAUGCUCUACGUUGGCUUUAUGCUGAUCACAGCGACAAUGUCAACACAAUUUGAUGAUAUCUAUCAUUACAACGAGCUCGUACUCGGUUUAUGUUAUUUGCCUAUUGGCUUUGCAACAAUGAUUGCAUCUGUCUCCCAGGGAUUUAUCCUCGACUGGAAUUAUCGACGCACAGCCAAGAAGAUUGGCUUCAAGAUUGAUAAGAAACGUGGUGAUAAUCUGAAGGACUUUCCUAUCGAAAAGGUGAGGACACAGAUCAUCAUGCCGUGCAUCUUGAUUGGAGGUGGAGUCUACAUUGGCUAUGGCUGGGCAUUGCAGGCGCAAGUUCAUGUAGCCGUUCCACUGGUCCUGUCGUUCUUCAUUGGUCUUUUCGUCACUGGGAGCUUCUCAGUGAUCAACACAUUGAUCGUCGAUCUGUAUCCCGAGGCACCAGCUACUGCUACAGCCGCCAACAAUUUGACCAGGUGUCUGUUUGGUGCAGUGGCAACAUCUGUCAUUGAGGAUAUGAUCGCAGGCAUUGGGAGAGGAUGGUCAUAUACCUUGAUUGCCCUAAUCUUUACUUGUCUUUCGCCCAUCCUCUGGGUUAUUCAGAAACAUGGGCCACCUUGGAGAGAAGAACGCAGACUUAAAAUGAUCAAGCUAAGGGAGAAAGAAGAGGCCAAGAGAACAGAGAAGUCUGAGAGGGAGGCGGACAAUUCUACCGUUCUCCAAUCACGGUAA